AUCAGCCCCGUCUUCACUCAUUCUCUCACAUCACUUUCACGCUCUCUCACCAUUUAAUUCCCCCUCGUUCACGACAUCAUUCCGCCGUGUUCGGAGUCAUAGUCUCGUCUUGGAGGAUCACACGCGCAAGGGGACUCUCCAGACCUUAGACGACCUCCGGAAUGUCUCUGCGCACCCAGCGACUCCUUCCACGCUGGCCUGCACCAACACCAGAAUCACCACAGCCCUGAGUCUCAUCGAAGUCACCGCAAUGGCAGAGCGCUUUCAUCCCCUUCGUGCAUGCGAAAUCCCAUCAACCCUCCCAUGUGGGCCCCAGCGGCCUGCCUCUGGACCGCACUGCCACUACAGCAGAAACUCUCUUGGUCGGGCUGUGGUUGAUUGGGGCUGGUCAAAUCAUAUUGUUUUGCACAUCAUUUGGCAGAACGCAUUGCUGACAUACUCUGUGAUAGACACUCAACGCCACAGGUUGAGAUGGGCUCGUUGGUGAUAAGCCAAGUGGCGCCGGCACUCGGUCAGCAUCCCUAUCACCACAUGAUGGUCGAUAGCAAUUCUCAGCCAGAUGAGGCUUCACAGUCUUCAAGAGCUAGGAGCGCGUCAGCUUCCGCGACCAUAAGGCAGCGGGGCAAUACCGAUGCAGCCAGCGGAUACACCACACCUACCGUUCAGGAGCCUUCAGAAAACACAUCAACACCAGUAUCUCACCCCGUAGAACACGAAUCCUCUCCCUCAUCUCGUCACUCCUCUUACCACCCGCAAAAUGUCAAUCAACACAGUCGAGGCUUCGACCAGUCCGGCUUUCCUUUAUCGAACGACCCACGAGUCGUGGUCGCAGCUUCACCUCCCUCUCCACGACUGCAGCCGACAUACCGAUCUACGAGAUCCUUAGGAGGAUCUGAAGCUACCUCACCGAGUCGCAUCAAAGUCAGGGAUCUGUCACAUAUCCGCAGUUUUGCCAGUGAGGAAUACCUGGCGCGACCAAGGUUGGGGGGUCGAUCCUCAAGCGCGUUUUCGGACUCGGGCAGACAAUACGAGAUCAGUUCCAUGCCAGUCACAGACAUUAUCGAGAUGGUCGCUGGACUUCUUACCAAGAUUACAACCACAAAUGACAGACAACACGAGCAUCAUCGUCCAAUUCCGCUCACCGAGGAACAGAGUCACCUCAACCCCCAUGCUUCCUGCGUACUGGCAUUUCACGGCAAGAACGUGCCCGGGAUAACUAUCCUGAGCUAUCUAAGUCGGAUACAUAAGUACUGUCCAACGACUUACGAGGUCUUCCUGAGCCUUCUAGUGUACUUUGAUCGAAUGACGGAGAUGGUGAAUCGAGGUCUAUUAGGACAAGGACAACGACGACCUAAUGAAUCACCUGCAACAGCACCAGAAUCUUCUACUCCAACAGGACGCUCACCAGUGCCGAUGAACGUCGACAGUCCUCUGGACCAGCAUGAUAUCAGCGAGCCACAGUCAUCAAGCGCUGCCACAGCACAGGCACCUGGCUCGCCGACAGUUUCGGGUGGCAGUACUGAUCUCUCGCAAUUCUUCGUUGUUGACAGCUACAACAUUCAUCGCCUUGUGAUCGCGGGAGUCACUUGCGCUAGCAAGUUCUUCUCGGAUGUCUUUUACACAAAUUCGAGAUAUGCCAAGGUCGGAGGUCUUCCGCUGGCAGAGCUUAACAAUCUCGAAUUGCAAUUCUUGCUUCUCAACGACUUCCGGCUCUCGGUUCCGGUGGAGGAACUCGAAGCCUAUGGCACCAUGCUCGUGGAAUUCUACGCCAGGGAACUAGUCGCACAGCAGCAGGUCCCUCAGGCUGCAGCGUCACAACCGCAUGCAGGUGACGGCAUGUACAUGCGUGCACAUGCUGGAUCGCGAGCCCCCACCACACCUACCUCGUAAAAGGAGGAUCACGAAGUUGCACGAGGGUACAGUUCCAACAAUUCGUUGACUUGUACCCAAUCUGCGCCAUGUCAGAUUUGUGUAGAAUCAUCUCAAGUCCGAGCUGCUCCGAGCUGGGACGAGAAGGAGCUUUUCGCCUUGGUUCAGAGCUUUCGAUGGAACAGCGACGUCGAUAUCAAUUGUUCACGGCGGACUCGAGUCUAUACGACUUGCCUGGCCGAUGAGAUUACUGGAAAUGACCAAUUCAGAAUUCCAACCUCGGUCCUCCUCUUCAUCUCCGAAGCGGUAGUUUCCACGCUGCCGCCCAGUCUAUUAUGGUCUAAUUUGGCGUACCUUCUCGACUUUCCAGACGGCAUUUGUCCAUUUCUUUAUAGCGGCGUUUACGGUAACACUAGGGUCUCGGCUGUUUUCGCAAUAUAUGCUGCUUCACGGUGCGCGGCGUACGAUCAUGCCCUAUUUUCUUUUCGAGUUGGGAGUGGCCGACGUCAGUCGUUGAGGCUACGGCUGGUAUAGAUCGCGAAUGGUUUUCGUUCUUGAUGAGCGCACCCUGCUUGUUCUGAUUGUCGACUUCACGGGUGGGGGCCUCGUGGCCGGGCCUGGCGGUCGAUAUAUAUGCGACUCGAAGAGGUCGGAAGAGUGGUUGUGAGACGAUAAUGACUGCGCCUAGAGUGGCUCAAGCUCCUACAGCGAGCUUGAAUUGGGACGAAUGGAAAGUGACAGUGACUGGACAGGAAAUGGACGACCGACACGACACGAAACACAACCACGAUGUGGAGUACCCUAUGUUGAUAUAGACAAUUGACGCAAAUUGAAGCCCGUACUGUUGUUAUUUUGGAUGGCCACAUUGCACUCGUCACGUUCAUUCCGACCAACCGAACCUUUUUCCGUCUUUCCUUCCCAUUCAUGCAAAGACCUCAGACACCUGCCUCGCCCGACAGCGCCAGGUGAAUGAAGAUUAUAAAUGGUGACAAGACGCAGUUGCACGGACAGGAGCGACUGGAGCCCUGCGAACUCUUCUUGAAGGAUGAAGUGGUGAGAGGACUGGCGUUCUGGGCGAUGGGAUGAGAAAG
Exophiala xenobiotica is the source of this 2960-nucleotide messenger RNA. RefSeq lists its product as uncharacterized. The record is from RefSeq and is a predicted model, not a curated record. Gene Ontology annotation, molecular function: cyclin-dependent protein serine/threonine kinase regulator activity; protein kinase binding. Gene Ontology annotation, biological process: regulation of cyclin-dependent protein serine/threonine kinase activity. Gene Ontology annotation, cellular component: cyclin-dependent protein kinase holoenzyme complex; nucleus. Bases 472 to 1890 code for a protein of 472 amino acids. NCBI's taxonomy places the organism in Eukaryota, Fungi, Ascomycota, Eurotiomycetes, Chaetothyriales, Herpotrichiellaceae. The transcript is spliced from 3 exons.